Molecule: messenger RNA, 11363 nt
Organism: Condylostylus longicornis
Lineage: Eukaryota; Metazoa; Arthropoda; Insecta; Diptera; Dolichopodidae
Gene: Vps13B
Product: intermembrane lipid transfer protein VPS13B
Exons: 21
Source: RefSeq, a predicted model, not a curated record
AGUAUGUAAGUUAACAUAACAUUAAAAAAUUAAUGCAAUGUUUCGACUGGAAUCGUAUAUAACUCCUAUAAUUUUAAAUUAUGUGGCAAAAUAUGUUAAAAACGUUAGACCUCAAGAUGCACAGGUUUCAUUAUGGGAGGGAGAAGUGGCCUUUCAAAAUUUAGAUUUGCGUUUAGAUGUUUUAGAACACGAAUUAAAUUUGCCUUUUGAGUUUUUAUCUGGUCACAUUCAUGAGUUAAUAAUUCAUGUUCCUUGGACGAAAAUAAAUUCUGAACCAAUAAAUAUUACGAUCAACACAAUUGAGUUUGUUUUAAAAUUAAAAGACUCACAUGGUAGAGAUGCAACAAGUUCACCUACAAGUCAGUCAUCUCCUCAAAAAUUAGAACGAAAAAAAAGACCUUCACGGUUGGAAGAAUCCCAGCCUGGAUAUAAUGCCUCUGGUUUAGUUAGCAAAAUUAUUAAUAAUAUUACUAUUAAUUGCCAUAAUAUCAUUUUGAAAUAUGUGGAAGAAGAUAUCGUAGUUUCAAUGAAUGUGCAACUUUUAUCAUUUCAUUCAGUGGAUGAAAAUUGGAAUCCAUCUUUUGUAGAUCUUCAUCCUAUUAAUAGAUUAAUAAGAAAGCUUAUCAAAAUAUCAGACCUAACUAUAUGCUUAGAUAAAAGGAAUUCAAUGGGACAUAUCGAAGUGUGCCAGGAACCUAUUUUGUACAAAUGUUCUUUAAUAAUUCGUUUGAUUUUGAAGUCUUUUAAUGGUAUUAAAAGUACCAGAGUAGCUGCCCUUACAAAUUUAAUUGAAAUGAAUGUAUCUUCCCUACAAUUUCCAAUGGCAUUAAGAUUGUUAAAUUUGAUUGUUGCUCUUAAAACUGGAGCUCUGAAAGUGAAUCAAGAUAUGGAAGAAAAUAAUGAUCAUAAUGAUGAACUCCAUCCUUUAAUGGCAGAUGCUUCUUGGACAACAACUAUAUGGAAUAUGCUUCCUAAUAUUUUUUCUGAGCCAGAAGAAGAAUCCAAAAUGGAACAUGAUAUGGGAAAUAUUUUGGAUAUCGGAUUAUACGUAGAAAGAUUUAAAUUCACUUUAAAAUCAUCAGAAUUUGUUAACGAAUCUAUUGUCGGCACAACCAAAAAAAUUCGAUAUAACCCGAUUGUAAGUUUUCUCUGUAAUGAAAUAUUUUUGGAAACUGUAAUUGACGAUCAGAGGGAAUGGUUUAGCUCUAAGAUUGGUAUUUCGAAAAUAAGUAUAGAAGCUUUGGGACAUUUUAGCGAUGAAGCAUUUGAUAAAUGUUUGCUUAAAUCCAAUUGUAAUUUAAGAGGCAACUUUCUUUUUGAAUCAUUAUUUGAUGACAAUAGCCAAGUUAAAGAUCCAAUAACGAACAUAACAGAAUACUUAGAUAAAAAUACCGAGGAAUAUUUAAACAAUCGUGCAGCAUGCUUCAGUUUAAAUAUUACCAAAUACAAAAAACAAUAUGAUGAACAAAUUUCAAUAAAUAAUGUUGAUGAAAUUAUAUACAGGUUGCUGAUAUCUUCAAUAACACUUUGCUAUAACACGACGUCUAGUAAAAUUAUUGAUACUGUAAUUGAUUUAAUCUCCAUGUACAAUUACCCACCUUAUAUACCUGAAACUAAUGAAAAAGAUACCAAGUUACCUCCUCCUAUAUUGGAAGAUUAUGAUUCCUUAAUGAUCGAAGUGCCAGUUAAAAUAUUCAACUUUAGUAUUCGAAAUUUUUUAGUGAAGAUUUUUCCAAAAGAGGAGUUGUAUAUAAAAAAUCAAAAUCGAAUCAAAACAUUACAAAAGAUUACAAAGAAGUUUACAGGAAAGCUUCCAUUUCUCUCUUUGAGUAUCCAAUUUUUUAGUGGGAAACUGAUAACACCUCAAGAUCCUGAACUGCUGGUGCACACAACUUGCCAGUUGCCAAAACAACCUAUUGAAUUGUUGAAUGCAUGUUAUGACAAUUUUUUCGUAAAUAUUAAAGAUAUUUGUAUUGAACUACGGGAUAACUCUUUACAUUAUCCAAUAUUAUUAAUCCCUGCGACCAAGGUUAAAGUCUGCAAUCUUCUAUAUCCUAAUUUGUGGCAACAGCAAAAUAUAGCACAAUUAAAGAUGAAUUUUUCUGUACAAGAUUUCAUUUUGAAAUUUACAAAACCUAGGCUGAUUUUGGCGUUAAAAUUAGUUAAAACAAUAAUUUCCUUUGAUAGUAAUAUAGUAACACAGAUAAUGGAGACCUCAAUUAAAACAGAUGAAGUAAGUUUUAAUUUAUUUAAUGAAUGUAUAUCUACGAGGGGACGUUUAAGGUCUGUCAAAUCAAACAUAUUAAAAAGCGAUUUAAGCAAAUUAAUUUUAUUAGAAACUACUGAAAAUGAUACGCAUCAUAAAUCGAGCAGUGGUAUUAGUUGGAUCGAGUGGUCUGCCCAAUUUCCUAAAAAUUGUGAAAAUUUUGAAUACUCUACUUUUUUAUUUCUAAAUCUUCAAAACUAUAGCAUUUUUUUAAAUGGAGCUGUAUUAGAGUUUUUGCAGUAUAACGAGGAGGGUAUGAACAAUGACCGAGAUUUGUCUCCAAAUCGAGAGUCAAAGUUGGAUAAUGAAAAAAACAUAGAUCGUAAAUCGAUCAAAAAAUCAAUUGCAUCAAGUUCAAGAAAAGUGUCACACCCCGAAGAAACUAUUCACUUAAGUUCGGAAAAGGAUGAAAUAAUUGAAAAUGUGAACAUUAAAAUAAAACAAGAAAGCUCGUAUCUUUCCUGCCGUGGGGUAUUUUAUUUACUAAAAUUUGCAACGUUGAAUAUAAAUAUAAAUCAAGGAGCAAUUUAUUUUGUUGGUGAUAUAAAUUACGAUGCUAGUAAUAAUGAAUAUGAAAUUGGAGCUAUUUGGACUCCGAGAAUUUCAUGCAAGUCCUGCAUUUCAGAAAGUUUUGAUUUAAGUAAAAACUUUCCUAUGAAAAACUCGUUUAAUUCACGGAUAUCCUUCCCUUGGACCUGUAAUAUUACUUCGUUUUCAGUAAGUCUAAAGACAAAGGAAGGAAUAAUUUAUCCAAUACUAAGUCCAGUUCAAACUAAUAUAACCGUAGCCAUGACCCACAAGAAAGAGAGAGUUUCGGUUAGCAACAAUUUAUUUACAAAAGCAGUUGAUCAAAUUCAAGAGCGUUGCGAUAGGAAAGCCCAUUGCAAUUAUGAAGACAACGCAAAAAAAAGAGUCGAUUUGGUUGAACAUGAUUCAAAAGAAGACGAUGUGCAGUCUACAAAUUGUGAUUGGUCAAAAAUAGAAUAUCGUACUGAUUGUGUCAAUAGAAAAGGCCAAACCGAAAAAGAAGUUAGUAAUGAAAAUAUGAUUCAUCUAAAUGUUGCUCCUAGUUCGCCCAAACGAAUGGAAAAAAGUGAAAUUUGUGAUAUUGAUUUGAUUAAAUCUUUUGAGAAUCUAAAAAUUGAGAAAGAUAUAAUAAGUUUUAACUUUCAUGUAGAUACAUCACCCAUUCUAGUUGAACUGAAGAUUGGUCAAGUAGACUUUUUGCGGUCUAAAAUAGAUCUUUUUACAAGAAUAUUAUUUUCAUUAAGGAUAUUAAGUAGUGAUUCGGUUAGUUCCAAUGAAAGUUUUCGAAUUGUUACAGAUUUUGAUGAUGAUACUACAGUGAAAGAAUUUCUUGAAAUGGAUACCUGCUCAGAUUCGUCUACAAGAUUUUUACCAGGCGAGUUUAACGAUUUCUACGAGUAUAAAGGAAAUUAAAGAACUAUUUUAACUAAUUUUAUAGAUUGUUCUGAUCAAUUGAUACUGUCUACAUGGAUGCAAUGGACUGUGACUAAAAUUGCUUUAAAUAUUGGUCAUGUUUCAACUUAUCGUUCUCAAAUUACAUUAGACAUGGAAGAUUUUAUAAUUAGCUUGGAUAAGCAGGUUGAUUAUACAAAAAUAAAAAGUAAAUUGGGAACAUUUUCUAUGCGACAUUUGAAAAUAAAUGAUCUAGACGAAGUUCAGACGGAUGAUGAUUUAAAACUUAAUAUGAAAGCAGAAAAUUCAGAGCUUCCAUUUGUUGAUAUAACUGUUACAAUCGCAGAUACAAAAAGUGUUUUCAGAAAAAUUGGUGCUCAUAAAAAAGCUGAUUUAAAUAACCAGUUGUAUGAAAUAAUUGUUUCAAUUCAAGCAUUUGAAACUACAGUGAAUUUAGAAAAAUUACUUGAAUUUAUACCUAUUAUAUCGUUUUUUACCAGCUAUAAUGAAAUGCAUAACAAAAAAAAUUCGGAAAACUUCGUUCAAAAAAAGUUUAUAGGGUCUCAGCUACCGUUGAUUUACUUUGAUUUGGGAGGAUUUACAAUUUAUGCGCCAGUUACAAAUAGCGCAGCUAAUUGCAGUGUAUUUAUACUUAAUGUAAAUGAAGUUAAAUUAUCACCUAAUGUUAAAAAUCCUUUAACACGCAAACCUAUAAGGUCAGAUAUGUACAAUAAAGCCGCCCAAAUGGGUUUACUUAAUGUUAGAGGUUCUAUUAUCGAAGACAGACAGUAUGAGCUUAUGUUCCACAAUAUUUCAGCAGCAACUGGAAACUGGCUUGAGUUUUUGAGUUUCACCAAGGAUCAAGAAAAUAACUUACGAAACGCAAAUCCCGCCUUUGAUUGGAAUCAUCAAAAUUUUUCUAAAAACACAUUUGAAUUACAAGAAAUUUUUGAUAGUUUUGCGAUAUCUGUUACUUUUGCACCAAUUAUUGUAUAUCAAAAAGUAGUCGUGUCUGGACAAUCUAUAGAAUUUAACUGCAUAACUGAUCUCAAUGCUAAAAUAACAACCGAUCAAAUGAGGCUUUUUUCCAAUAUGAGUUGCAUGGCAAAUCAAUUGAUUGAGUCCUUGUAUGAUGAAAAAUUACAUUACAUAAAUGAAAAGGCAAAUAUGAGAAUAGAAAAUAUUUUUAAUUCCCAGGCAAAACAAAAACUGUCAUAUAAGAAGAUCGAACAGAGCCCUUUUUCACGUUCUUGCGAAACGAAAUUGGGUAGAAAAAACUUCACUGGUCAGAUCGUUGAUGAGCGUGACACAGAUUCUGGUAUCUCUACGUAUGAAAAGGGUAAAAGAAGUAGUAAUUUAAAGUGGCCGAAUAAAUUAUUGAUCAAUGAUCAACAUAAACAUGUUCCAUAUGAAAUUUCAUUCUUGGCUGGAAUUUUUACUAUAGAAUUUUAUCAUGAAGCAGGUGAUAAUUUUACAUCAAAAACCAAGACGUAUUUGGAGCCUCUUUUUACUUGUACGAUUGACCAACCUAGUAUGCUGAUAUCACAAAAAAUAUUUGAAAAACUCUGGCAAGCUUCGUUGUAUAAUUUGACUAUUGAUUUAAGCAGAUUCUCGCCAGUUCAAAAAAGUGAGAAAAGUUUCCCGGUGAACAUAUUUGAAACUUCACCAGGAAAGUUAAAUAUUUCCGGUAUUCCGCCUUCCUUAUUUUUAAUAAAAAUACAAAACAAUAAAUUGCAGAAAAGAAAUAUUACAUGUUUGUUUUCCAAACCAAUUAAAAUUAAUUUACAACACAGAACAAUUGAAAAACUUGCAAAUAUGUGGGUGAUUCUGCAAGAGUCGGUUAAAACAUAUUCUCCAUCAAAACGAACAUUAGAUAAAGAAAUAGUACACGGCGCUAAACUAAAGAUUAUUAAAAAAUAUUUAGCAAACGCAGAUACAUUCUUCUUCAAAUUGGAUCGAUUAGUUUUAAAAACCGAAGAACACGAUAAGUAUGAAAUUGAAAUUAUUUUGGAUAAUUUUAAAAGCGAACUGUUAUUUAUUCAUCGUCCUGAAAAGCUAUGGUUAAAAAUAAAUUUAGAUACUUUUUACAUAAAAACUGAAAAUAAAAUAUGUCUACAUCCUCUUUCUAUAACAUGUGAUUUUAAUUUAGCAGAAGAGAGAUGGUCUAAAUUACCGUUGAUAUCUGGAAAUCUUAAGAUAAACGUUGUUCAAAUUGAUUUAGGCAUUGAAAACCUACAAAACAUUUUAAAUGCUAUAAAUUCAUUUGCAGAAAGUGUGGUUCAAGCAACAAAAUUAUUAAAACUUUUUGAAAAAGGGAAAGAAAUAGUAGGUAAUCAAAGUGAUAUAAAAAGGCAAUACAAUUUAGAAAAAAUUUUAUUACCAAGUUUAUUAAAGAAUGAAAACAAAAAUAGGGAAGAAUUCUAUCAAGAUGAUUUAAGGGCUGGGGCGUUUCAAUUUGUGGAAACUCAUGAAGACGCUUCAUUACCAUUACCUUAUCAAAUUCACAUUAUUACAAAAAAUCAUGGUAUAAUUUGUUGGAGAUAUCCUCAACCAAGAAGAGUUUGUAAAUUACAUAUAUUUCCAAUCCCUAUGCCAGUCGCUAAUCCAAUUGAAAUCAAGUGCCAAAUUGAAUAUUUUAGUGAACUAUAUCAAAAAUUUCUAUUAUUUCGAGAAUUUUCAUUAUCUGAAACAAAGAGUACUGUAAUUGAUUUACCGAAAAGGAUUAUAACAGCCAAUAUUUGGAGAGUUGUUAUAUUGCAACCUUUGGUCUCCAUAAAUCGGGAGUAUUUUGAUACUAGUGAAGAAGAUGAAGAAGUCAAAUUAAUAAAACUAGAUGACUUUGACGUCAAGGAAGAAAAUUCCUUUACUUUGCAUCCUAAAGUUUUAGUCGGCUGUAUGAAAAUUGAUACUUCUUUUAACCAAGAGUAUGUUCCAAAAUUUGAAAUUUUGGUAGAUGUUUCGUUUUUUGAAUUAAACUUACAAAAUCAACAAACAAAAAUCAGUGAAUCUGCUAGUAUAAUCAAGAACCUUAAACUCUCGAGUGAAUUGUCUUCUGUUGAAACUUUUUUGUCACUUAAUUUAAGAAAUUCAACAUUUUUAGCGAGUUUUCUAUCAGACAAAAUUUAUACUUUAGAUUCGGAAGUCGAUUUAAGUAUCAAGGUGUUAGAUUAUGCAUUUUCUAAUAUGCAAUUUCUAAUAGAAGAUACUAAUUUGAAAAAUUAUUUCGCUGUGGGAAAGAAUUCUAUUUUAUUUAAUUUUAUUUCAAAUGCUAUAAAAAUAAACAUGGAUCCAGGUGUUCUUCAUACUUUGGUGGUGUCGUUUCGUCAAUGGAAUGAAAGGAUCACACUUGUCAAUCAAUCGUAUAACCCGAUUAUUACACGGUUUGUUGUGGCAAAUAUGGUUCAACAUCCAAUCGUUUUUGGACAAAGUAGUACAAAUGAAAAAAUAUGUAUAAAUGCAAAAGAAUAUGUUUUAUAUUCCUUUAUUAGUAGCAUUCAUAAUCCAAAGCUAACUUUUUAUAAUUCAAAGAAAUUAUCUGAAUUUAGUGAGCCUUUUCAUGUCAAGAUGGAAAAUUCUACGAAAUAUACAAAAAUAGGGGAAAAUAUAUAUAUAAUUGAAACGAAAAAAUUAUCGUCCACACAAGUCAUCAUGAGUAUCAAAGGUCAAGUUGAAUUUGUUAUGAUGGUUGAAGAAAAGUUUUUAAUUCAGUUUCGAAACCAAAAUCUUGAUGGAUUAUAUAUUAAUAAAUCUCCUGAAUACUUUCUAAACGAAAAUGGCUCAACAAGCUUUUGUCAUUCGGUUUCAAAAGAAACCUCAAAAUCUAUUCGCAUAAAAUUUGAUUCAAAUAAAACGAAACUAUGGUCAGGGGAUAUACCCCUAAAAGCAAAUAAAAAUUUACCUUGGUUAGUCAAAGUUCCUAUUAGUGGACCGCUUGAUUUUGUAAGCUAUUGGUUUCGCAUAGUUAGUGAAGAUAUUAUUGAAUAUAAAACUACAUCACACACGCCUUUAAGAAUUUUAGUAAUGAUUUGGCCGGUAUUUCAAAUUAGGUCUUUUUUUUCAAAAAAAAUAUAUGCUACUGAAGCUUCUACUAAAACAGAAAUGGAAAUAUCUGGACGAGCGAGUAUCUUAGAUCUCAAAUUGCCAGCCACUCAUGAAACAGAACAUAUCAUAACAUUUAAAGAAAAUUUCCCAAUUAACUGUGGAGAAACCAAUAAAAAAUUUACUUUAUCUUUAAAAAAUAUUGAUUGGAAUCAAUUUUUUUACUACGAUGAGAAGAAAUGGACAAUUGACAAAUGUUUAAUGGAAUUAGAAAAAAUAGAAGACGAAAUUUGGCCUUGUAAAGCUGAAGAAGAAUGUAAAAUUUAUAGAAAAUUAAAUUAUAGCGAACAGCCUGCAAUUCCAAUAUUUAAAAUUGAUUCGCGUACAGAACUGUCUUGCAGUUUACUACUUGAAGUAUCCCCAUGGGGUAUUUUUAUUAAUUCAUUAAGUUCCUCCAUUAAAAUUAAAGGUAUUACAAUGGAUUGUACAAUCGAAGUACAUUCAAAUGAGUUGUGUACAUUUUUCCAUAAUAGCAAAGGGUUUAUAAUUGAAAUUCAUUGUAGUACUGGGUGGCUUAGUUCACCACCGAUACACUUUGAUACGAUCUCACAUUCGGAAAAAAAAUCUACAGAAAAUAUUUGGUUAAAAGACAAUGAUGCGGUUGAAAUUUUAUUUUUGGGUAAAAUAAUACAUAAAGCUAUUUUACAAUCAAUUUUGGAGGAUGGGCGCAAAGUAUUAAUAAUAAAACCAGCUUUUGUGUUGUCGAAUUGUUCUGACUCAAGUUUUUAUAUUAUUCCUUUUUGCUUGCAAUAUGAUCAUAAGAUUAGCCGACAAGAAGUUAAACAACUCACGACAAAAUAUGGCAUAUUAAUGAACAAAAGUAAUGGAAGCGAAAAUUUGUGUGGGUUAGCAAUUGAUGCUUUUUAUAAUCUUAGCAUAAAAAAAAAAAUUAAGAAAGAGGAUUGUUAUAUUUAUUGCAUUACAAUGUUUUCCAAGGAAAAAGAAGAUAUAACAAUACCAAUAAAUUUAGCAAAGCCUUUUAAUAGGAAAUGUGUUAGUCUUCAAAAUGAUUAUAAAUCGAUUGCUUUGUCAGUAAAUUGUAUAGAAAAGAACGGUCAGUAUUAUAUGAGCAUUUUUAAUGACACUCUACCGGCUUUAGAAAUUCACAAUUGGACAGAUUUAAAUUUUUUGUUAGCACAAACGGAUUCGAAUGAAAAUUCGAAUGAUACAACUUCAAAGCCUGAAGGUGAAAAUUAUAAUUUUGGUUGGCACCAACUUUUAAGAAGUACAAGUUCUUUAUAUUAUACUCCUCCAGAAGGUUAUUUAAAUUUUCCUGACAAUGGAAAUAUUUUAUAUAAUAUCGUUUUAGCUUUUUUUAACGAAGAAUGUUCAGGUGAAAUGAAACCUAUUCGAUGGUCUAAACCGCUUCGUACAAAUAUGAGCUGUGAAAAAUUCUUCAACAUCCCUAUGUUUGGGGACGUGAAAAUUGUUGUUUGUGAUAAACAUAAAAUUACAAAAAUAUAUAUUUCAUAUAUUGCAGAGCAACUGGAAUUUUCAGUGAAAGAUCUGCGUUCUCGUUUACUUAGCCCAUCAAAGCUUUAUAACCAAAAUAAAACAACAUCAUCGCUUGAAAUAACAGAACAUAUUUCAAGAACGCCUUACAACGUAAAAUCAAAAGAAUUAAGAUACAGUAAAUGCAAUCACGAAGCAAAAAAUGAUGAAAAUCCUGUCAUAGAAAUAAAUUUCUUUAUAAAAGAGAUUACGUUAAGUGUUUCAAGGAUUGAUAACAAACAAAAUUUUAAUAAAUGUGAAAUUCUUGCGAUAUAUUUAGAUGAUUUAAUUGCCAAGUACGAUAGCACAAGUAAAUUACUACAAUUGGUGAUAUCUAACUUACAAAUAGAUAACCAGCAGUUUUCUUCUUGUAAAUACGAUUUCCCUGUGGUACUAUCUUCUCAAGACGUUUAUAUGCGAUCUAUUUUGCUACCAUCAAUAUACGAUUUAAAUUCCGAAAUAAAUAUUAACAAAGAAAGAAGUUCAAUAAUACUCAAGUUACAAUUUAGAAGAGAAAUAGAAAUUUUUGAAUUAACUUCAAUAUUCUGCGAAAUUAAACCAAUCAGAGCUUAUAUCGAAGAUACUUACAUAAAUGAUUUGCAUGAAUUCUUAACAGAAUGCGCCAUGGAAAAUUUAACUUUUCACGAAAAAAAUAGGCUUACAAAGCAAAUUUUAUCAAAAGGAAACAUCCUUAUUCCAGAUGAUAUUAAAAAUAGAGCUUCAUACUUAGCUGAUCCUAUCAGAUUAGACUGUUUUCGCAUAGAGCCUUUGAGUGUAUUAUUUUCAGUGCAUACUUGCAUACGAUUUUAUAUUGCCUUGGAUCACAGUCCAUUGGAGUUAGCUGCUUUUGAGAGGAGAAAUAUUACGACUUUACCAAUUCGUUUGGGGUAUAUUGUAGGAAUGCAUUAUCUUUCAGGAGCUCUUUUUGGAGCUGGAUGGGUGGUCGGGUCUUUAGAAAUUCUCGGAAGCCCGAGCGGAUUGGCCCGCUGUGUUACUACUGGAAUUAGAGAUUUCGUAACGCUGCCAUUGGAAGGUUUUUUCCGCGGGCCCUGGGGUUUUCUAAUGGGUGUCACACAGGGGUCAGUUUCGCUGUUGCGAAAUAUUACGGCUGGUACCCUAAAUUCGGUUACAAAACUUGCAUCUUCCGUUGCUAGGAAUAUUGACAGGCUAACAUUUGAUGAAGAACAUUUUCAAAGAACAGAAAUAAUUAGGCGAACUAGGCCGCAAGGAUUCGCAGAAGGUUUGUCACAAGGUUUGACUAGUUUGGGAAUAAAUAUUUUGGGAGCCGUCGGGGGUUUGGCUCGCCAUCCCUUGGAAGCUCAAAGUCCUGUGCAGAUUGUUACUGGUGUUGGAAAAGGGAUUGUAGGAGCUUUUACUAAACCAUUAAGUGGCGCUGCAGAACUUGUAGCAUUGACGGGUCAUGGAGUUUUACAUACAGUUGGUUUUAAUACACAACCAAAGCAACGAUGCCCUGUUAAAAACAAGCUUGAUGAAAGCCCAGCUAACUCAAAGAUUUGGAAGCUUUUACCUAGAGUAUUAAAAUUUGACCAAAUUUUGUUUUUCCACGAAGCGACUCUUGUUGUGGAAAAAAAAUUAAAACACGUAACCAUUUGUAUGACUUCGACGGUGUUAGCUAUCUUAGAAUUAGAUAAAAACGAACUCACUUAUGUGUUGCCAAUAGAUAGAGUAAUUGCUUCAUUUGAUGAAGAUGAUUCAUCAUUAAUUAAUGUUAAUCUUAAACCAAAGGAUGAGUUGGUUGACGAAUUUAUGAAUAAACAAUUUGCACGACGACGUAUCAUGGAUUUUCUAAGAUCAUCUCGAACUCCAGAAAUUUCAAAUAUGUCAAUAGGGUCCUUAGAAGAUCUGUUGAUAGCUGACAAAUUAAGUACUAAAUUGGACUGGUCAUUUUACAUAUCUGAAAAUUUAGGACACCAUUUGUUGCAAUAUUUAAAAAUCGUUACCCCCAAUUCCAGUAAAGAUACCUAGCAUCGCACUUUAAAUAAUUAAAAAAAAACUGUUUUUAUUAUGAAUAUGUAUAUUCCAAAAAAGCAUAUAUGUAAAUGUAUAAAGUUCGUAUUAUUAAUCUAAA